CGGAGUAACAGGGCGAGUCUGGAGGUCUAUACAUUACAGAGCGAGUGUAAGAGCUGCAGAUUAAAGGCAUUAAAAACAGCAGAAAAGGGUCCACAGACGUUGUGAAAAUGGACCGAGUCUGUGACUGAAGCUUUUCCCAUUAAGAGGCCAGUUUAUGGAGUAAGGCAGGCCUGGAUUUUGGAGGAUUGUGGAGGAUUUUGUUGAAGGUACAGAGGUGUGAGGGUUUUUGGCCACUGCUCUGCAGCCCUGCUCUUCUGAUUCCCAGAGGUCUUUAGUGUAAUUGGAGCCAAGAUGGCAGGGAGAGAGCGCAGCCCUCGCCACCGGCCCUGGUCUGUGUACCGCGCCAACACAUUCGACCUGUCCUCUGAAAUGAUGGGCCUCACACUGGCAGGAAACAGCCAGGAUCCUGACGAGCCUGUGCUGGAGUUCAGUUUGGCAUGCAGUGAGUUAGUGACUCCAGCAUUGGAGCGAAAGCCCAGUAGCUUUGUAGCAGUGAGCUGCACCACCCCUCCUCAAGCUUUCUGGACGAAGCAUGCUCAGACUGAGAUCAUAGAGGGUACAAGUAACCCAAUAUUCCUCAGUAGCAUCGCUUUCUUCCAAGACUCCCUGAUUACCCAGCAGACUCAAGUCAAACUCUCUGCCUAUGAUGUCAAAGAUCGUUCGCAGGGAACGAUGUAUCUGCUGGGCUCUGCCAUGUUCACAGUCAAAGAACUCCUACAGGACAAAUAUCAUAGGCUUCAUCUUACACUACGAUCAGCAGAGAAUGAGAGGGUGGGCAACAUCACCAUUAUUGCCUGGCAGAUGGAGGAAAAGAAAGACCAGAGGGCUCCACUGACUCGUACAGACACAGUUAAUGGCAGAAUGGUGUUACCUGUUGAUGAGAGCCUGACGGAAUCCAUGGGGAUAAGAGCAAAAUCUGCUUCUCUGUGCAAAGAUACACUCUUAAAGGCUGUAUUUGGAGGAACAAUAUCACGUAUGUACCGUUUACCCACCACUGACGGUAACCACCUUCGUGUGCUGGAGCAGAUGGCGGAAAGCGUGCUGUCUCUCCACAUACCCAGACAGUUUGUAAAACUGCUCCUGGAGGAGGACGCUGCCAGGGUAUGUGAGCUGGAGGAACUGGGGGAGUUGUCUCCAUGCUGGGAGAAUCUGAGGAGGCAGAUCAUCACUCAGUACCAGACCAUCAUUCUCACCUACCAAGAAACACUUAGUGACCUUCAUGAGUACAAGGGUCCCUCGUUCAAAUCCAGUACUUUGAAAGCAGAAAGAAAGUUAGAGUUUGUGCCCACCAACCUCCACCUUCAGAGAAUAAGAGUACAGGGCGAGUCAGGAUAUGACCGAACCUAUGAUGUGGUCACUAUUGGAGCCCCUGCAGCACACCAUCAAGGUUUUAAAGGCAGUGGCUUGAGGAAACUAAUUCAGAAGUUUGACGAGACCAAGAAACAUGCAUUUGAGGAUGAAGGUGCUGGAGAGUCACGUCCACAAUCAAUGGUGUACCAGCCUCAGGAUGUGGUACGAGCGAAAGAGAUCAUCUCCCACAUUAACACACUGAAGACUCAGGUCAGCUACUACACCGAGCGCUUAUCCCGUGCUGCUAAAGAGCGGUCAGCUAAUGCACUGGAGAGAACCCUUGCCAUCCUCACAGACAAGACAAGGCAGCUGGUGACUGUAUGUGACAAUAAAUUGCUGGCCUCAGCUAUCCAGGCCCUGAGUGCAGCACGGCCAGAGUUCAUUGCCUCUAAAGCCUCUCCCUCUGCGCCAGACACUGAACGCGUGGUCCUCCGAAAUGACCAGGGCUCUCCACAGGCCAAGUGGAGUGGAAAAGGGAACAGAACCUCCAUGAAUGUGGACUGGCAUGAAGAAGAGUGGGAGAAGGUGUGGUUAAAUGUGGAUAAGAGUCUGGAAUGUGUGAUCCGCUGUGUGGACAGGCUGCUAACGAGGGAGAGGCUGCAGAGCGACAGCAGUGAGGACGUCUUCCUCUCUGACCAGCAGCCCAACACCAGCAAGAGAGGUAGCCAGGGUGACGCGUUCUGGAUCAACCCCGACUACAAGUCCGCUUCAUCCUCCCUUUCCACCUCCCUUUAUUCAUCACAUCCUCACCCUGAGUCCCCUUCAUCAUUACCAUCAUCCCUCUCUCUGACCUCUGCAUGUGCACCCUCUUCUUACAGAUCCUCCUAUGGAAGCCCUGGUGUUGAGGGCAGUUCUCCAGGUGAAUGGAGUGAUGCUCUGUAUCCGCUCUUGACUACACUGAAUGAGUGUGUGGCCAUGAUGAGUGACAAGGCGAAGAAGUCUAUGGUGUUUGUGCUGAUGCAGGACUGCGCUCCCACUAUUGGCAUGAGUCUGACGCUACAGUACCGCAGGGACGUGGUCUUCUGUCAAACACUGACGGCUGUGAUCUGUGGGUUUGUAACAAAGCUGAGGAACUGUCUGUGUGAGGAAGGCUUCCUCAGACAGCUUCACACUAUCGGCUUACUGGUCCAGUUUGAGGGUCUGCUUAGCACUUAUGGGGAGGAGCUGGCCAUGCUGGAGGACAUGUGCGUUGGCAUCAUGGACCUUCGGAACGUCACCUUUAAGGUCACCCAAGCAACCUCUAGCUUUGGGCCCGACAUGCUGCCUGUUAUCACAGGAAACAGAGAUGGGUUUAAUGUGCGUGUCCCACUGCCUGGGAACAUGUUUGAUGUGUUGCCACGGGAGAUCCAAAACGGGAUGCUACUGCGUGUUCAGCCAGUGCUGUUCAACAUUGGAAUCAAUGAACAGCAGACACUUGCAGAGAAGUUUGGUGACACAUCACUACAGGAUAUAGUCAAUAUGGAGAGUCUGGCGCGACUCAACUCCUACUAUGACCAGUUCAAGGAAGUGCUGCCGGAGGACUGUCUGCCUCGAUCGCGCAGUCAGAACUGUGUACCAGAGCUACUGAAAUUUCUCAGUCAAAAUAUAAACACCAGAAAGAGUAAGAAUGUGGACAUCCUGUGGCAGGCAGCAGAGGUAUGUCGCCGUCUGAAUGGUGUGCGGGUGACCAGCUGUAAAAGUGCAAAGGACCGCACAGCCAUGUCUGUCACUCUGGAGCAGUGUAUGAUCCUGCAGCAGGAGCACUGCUUGGCCCCUCAGGUUUUCACCCAGGCCCUGGACUGCAUGCGCAGUGAGGGCUGCAGGAGAGAGAACACCAUGAAGAACGUGGGCAGCAGAAAAUACGCCUUCAAUUCUCUCCAAUUGAAGGCCUUCCCCAAACAGUACAGACCACCAGAGGGCACUUUUGGAAAAGUGGAGACUUGAUAUGAACACUAAUCUGUUAACCCACCUCACCUGCUUGUCACCAGGCUGUUUGCCCAUCCCCUUUACUCUGUCACCACUGAUCUGAAUGGAAAUCUGCAGUGAGUGCAGUCAUGUGAACACUUCCUGUAGCCAGACAAAGGGUAAUGUCCAUAUUUUGCUCACUGCCGUCCUUUGAUUAUUGGUCAGUGGUUACUAGAGCAAAGGUGAUCAGGAGGGAGACUAGUAGAAAGGUAUUUGGGUGGGUUUUUUGGGUUGUACUGAAGGCUAGAAGCAUCCUUGUAAAUGUUUUAUCAAGCAUCAGAACUCAGCAUCAGUGCAAAGCUGAAAAGUGAAGGAAUUCCCUAAAAUCCCUCAUUGCAAAGGACACAUUUCCUUCAGUGUGUUUGGUCAAUAUAGAACUUAAUUUUAAGAUGCCUAAUUAGAACGUCUUUAGCUACUUUGCCUUUGCAACAGGCUUAAUGAAAAACAUAUAAGCACUAAAACAAUAUCUUUUUUUUUUAUCAUCCCUUAUGAUUUUAUCAGUUUCAUGCAUGUUCUUGAAUAAUUAAGGGAUGUGUUUACAUGUUAUGAGAUUAAUAUCAGUUUGAACAUUUAUGACAGUUAGGCACUAUCCGCAAAGCUACUGAGUUCCUAAACACACCAAAUAUGUACACGAGCAUUGUUCUUUAUCAUGUAUUAAUACACUGUACUGUAGCUGCCUUAAGAGUGUCAACUGCUGUCUUCUGUCCCUCUCCCCUAUACGUAAACAAGUAGAAACUUAUUUUCACCAAAUCAUUUAUCUUACCGUAAGUGAUGUGGCAGAGUACAUCUUAUCAAGUCCGUCCUUAUCACGAGGGUUUACAUAUUACACUUUAAAUGAGCCCUUUAGCCUAUUACAGCACUUACAACGUCAUGUGCAUUGUACGGGUUGUAGAUUUCUAGGGAAAAGGCCUUUCUCAUGCUGUUGCCAAUCACAGGUAGUGUUUGUACAGUAAAAAAGAGUUGUGAAUAGACGUUAACAUACUUUUAGCAGAGUUAUGCAGAGAAUUACGACAUUAUUCAGUUGCUGGUUGUUUAAUUAAUGUUUGUAUAUUGUGUUAUGCAGAUCUUUUUGGAGUUGGAUUAUGAUAUCAGAGACCACUGCUCUUAUAAUGUGAAAAACUAGGCAUCUGAUUGGAUGUUAUAAUUUAUUGACCCAUACAUUACAUUAUUCUGUUGUUAUGUAUUUCAUUUCAGUGUGAACCCUAAGAUGCCAUGAGAAAUGAAAAGCUCUACACACUUGAGUCCUUUAUAGUUGGACAACAUGAGUAAUUAAAUAGCACACUCACACCUGUACUAAACCAGUUCCUGUGUGAGUGUUAAGUAAGCUGUUUGGCAAGAUCAAAUACACGUUUAGAGCUGUAACACACAAGGACAAGUAGACUUGCACCUGUCUGCGUGCAGCAAAUCCUGACAAACAACUAAAUGAUGCACUAUUUAGUAAAAAGAACAUUUUUUUUAUUUUACUGUUUUGUUUUUUCACUAUAUGUGAAGACAUCGUAAUGUGACUGUUUUUCAUAUUUUUUAUUUUUGUAUUUUGUUUGUGCUCUUAUUUAAUGCUUAUGUCACCAAUGUGUUUUAAAUGUAAUGUAGUAAUGUUGAACUAAUUUGACCACUGCUCUUUAUGAUGAUUUUAACAGUCAUCUGUCUGCACAACCCUGAGCUUGGCUGUACAUAAUGCAAAGCUGCAAAGAAUUCAUCCAAACAAUCAGCUAUUAAAGGAGAUAAACCGUU
Messenger RNA from Colossoma macropomum (tambaqui), 5025 nucleotides. It is a transcript of the gene inpp4aa, whose product is annotated as inositol polyphosphate-4-phosphatase type I Aa. The transcript is spliced from 24 exons. The record is from RefSeq and is a predicted model, not a curated record. The coding region runs from base 292 to 3273 and encodes 993 amino acids. Gene Ontology annotation, cellular component: cytoplasm. Gene Ontology annotation, molecular function: phosphatidylinositol-3,4-bisphosphate 4-phosphatase activity. NCBI's taxonomy places the organism in Eukaryota, Metazoa, Chordata, Actinopteri, Characiformes, Serrasalmidae.